This is a messenger RNA of Serpula lacrymans var. lacrymans S7.9, 834 nucleotides long. RefSeq lists its product as uncharacterized. Lineage: Eukaryota; Fungi; Basidiomycota; Agaricomycetes; Boletales; Serpulaceae. The record is from RefSeq and is a predicted model, not a curated record. Bases 1 to 834 code for a protein of 277 amino acids. The transcript has a single exon.
AUGCUGGUGAUACAUUUCUAUAUUCCUUUCUUACUUAACACUCCAUUCAGCGCUUUUGGACCAUAUGCCACCUUUUCCCUUUUUCUUCUUUCUUGUUACAUAUCUAUUACUUGUACAAAAUGGCCUCUUAGAUUUCUAUGUUAUCCGGUUUUUCCUUCCUUUACUCUUGUACCAACUUCUUUUUCUAUUGUCUAUGUUCCCCUUUCGUUCUUAUCUGGUCUUUUUCCUCCCCCCCUUGUAAAACAUCCGACCUCAUCCCUAUCCUAUUCGGUCCGAGAUGACGCAAAACUACCACGGCACUUUCCUUCUUUGAACACUUUUUGUUUUGACCCUAGUUAUAUGAUAGAUAUUGUGGACCCUAUACCUGUACCAGCACCUGAUUGGUCAAGUUUUGGAGCCUACAAACGUGUUGAUCGCAGAGUCAAACCUGUUCCUGGAGUAUUCCCAGAAGACGCACGUGUCACUCGGUCAUUUCCAGAAGACCCACUCCUUUCGCUCCCACCCCUUCCUGUCCUUCCCCCAGAAUUCAUUCCCACGCUGAAGCUCACCAAGGAGCGCCUUUAUGACGAAAUGAAGCUAAACUCUGAUGGAUUCUUAUGGCCAGAAGAGGAAAAGCUCUUCGCUCACAUCAUGAUACUCAAUCAGCGCAGUCUUGCCUUCGAGGAAAAUGACAGAGGAACGUUCAGAGAAGACUACUUCUCUCCCUACGUCAUACCUGUUCUCCCACAUGUCCCUUGGGAAUACAAGAACAUUCCUAUUCCUUCUGGAAUCAAGAACGAAGUCAUAGAAUUGCUCAGAGACAAGAUCAAAGCUGGAGUCUAUGAGCCUAGCUAG